Striga asiatica is the source of this 2360-nucleotide messenger RNA. Lineage: Eukaryota; Viridiplantae; Streptophyta; Magnoliopsida; Lamiales; Orobanchaceae. The record is from the annotation of a GenBank genome assembly.
AAGUAAUAAGAAAUACGACACGUGAGGCUAUGAUUGAUGCUCAAAAAACCAAAAUACAAGGCGUGGCGUAUAUACAGGGUUCGCUGAAAUACUAUAGACUAUUCGUCCCACCAACAGAAAGAGGAGAACAAAAAGAGAAUUUUUUUAGAAAAACGACAAUUUCUUCACUGUUAAUUCUCAUCUGCAACUUUGAUUCCCCGGAAGAAAAACAGCGUUUUGCAGUGUUUUAAGCAGCUGAAGAUUAUUGGGGAUCAGUGUUCAAAUAUAUAGAAAGAAAAAAGACAAUGUGAGAGAUGAAGAAACCUCGCAGUGUCGGACCCAAGAACAAAGCGAAUCUCAAAUUGGGCCGAAAUCUGGCCAAUAGCCUCGAUCCUGACAGCAAAUUGACGAGCAGAAACUUGUGCAAAAUCUCUGUUCCACUGUUCUUUUUGUUUUGGUGCGGCGUCGUUUUGUUUCAUGCUAAUCUCACUCGUGGAAAUGAAGGGGAUUUGCUUGCCUACAACGGGACUAAAUCAGACCCGGGUUUUCGUGACAAAAAGCUACUCAACCAUACCAUCUCAGUUGCAAAAACUGAACAAGAGAAUAAAACCAGUCGAAUAAUGACGGACCCAAACGUGUCUCAUAUUACUAACAGCUCCACCGAGCUAAAUAUCCUUUCAAACCAAGAACACUCGAUUAUGGUAACAAGUCGACUGCAAGAACUGAUAUCUGUCUUCUUUGGCCACGAUCCGUACACAUGCCCAGUAACAACACAAGAAAACGGGCUCGAAGCCGAACCCGAAACGCACCAAAACGGGAGAAUCCAUCUUACUUACCCGAACCUCGACGACUUCAAGCACAUCUCGAGACAGGAAAAACCCGAUACUUCCCGCCAGCUCGUCAACAUCACCCACAGGCUUGAGCCUGACGGCACCCCUUACAACUAUGCCUCGGCUUCGAAAGGUGCAAAAGUGGUGGCCCACAACCGAGAGUCCAAGGGAGCCAACAAUGUUCUUGGCAAGGACCAUGACAAGUACCUCAGGAACCCGUGCUCGGCCGAAGGCAAAUUUUUCAUAAUCGAGCUCUCUGAUGAAACCCUAGUGGAUGCUGUCAAGAUCGCAAAUUUCGAGCAUCAUUCUUCUAAUUUCAAGGAAUUCGAGCUCUCGGGAAGUUUGGUCUACCCAGCCGAGACGUGGGACAGUUUGGGAUCAUUUGUGGCGGCGAACUCGAAGCACAUGCAGUGCUUUAAGCUUCCCGAGCCAAAAUGGGUCCGGUACUUGAGGGUGAAUUUGCUGAGUCAUUAUGGUUCGGAAUUCUAUUGUACGUUGAGUGUGGUCGAGGUUUAUGGGGUCGAUGCCAUCGAGCAGAUGCUCGAGGAUCUUAUUGUCCCGUCUGGAGAGGCCAAUACAAACUCGACUGCAAUUCCUGCUGUAUUAUCUGAAAACAGCACAAGUAAAUCCGAAAUUGAUGAAACUUCUCGUAAUUUUGUUGAGACAGUGAGUAAAGGGGUUGUGGGCAGUGUUGAUGAAGGCCAAAUGAUUGGUUUGGAUUUACCGAAGAAGGGUUCGGUGACGAGUGGUGUGUCCGAGCCAUUGCCAAAGGCCAGACAGCACCCGAAUAGCAGGUUGCAUGCAGAUGCCGCCUUAAAAGUAGUGUUGCAGAAGGUUCGGUCAAUCGAGCUGAAUAUGGAGGUUCUCGAGGAGUAUAUAAAACAGCUUCACAAGAGAAGAGGAGAUGUUUUGCCUGAGCUUGAGAAGGAGCUGACGAAGUUUAAUGCCCUUCUGGAGAAGAGUAAAUCGGAGUUGAAGAAACUUAUGGAAUGGAAGGAAAUAAUGGCUAAGGGGAUUCUUGAACUGGAGUCAUGGAGACUUGCUGUGUCUACACAGAUGGAUCUUGUGGUUCGCCACAAUAGCAUGCUGAGAGUAGAGGUUGAAAAGGUUUUACAUGAUCAAGUGAGCCUGGAAAAGAAAGAGCUUGCAAUUCUAACAGUGACUUUGACCUUUGCGUGCAUUGCCAUUUUCAAGAUAAUAUCAGAAAGGGUGGUGAAGUUUUUCCGGGCCCCAACACCUGGUACAGUUUACCAGUCGAGCAGAGGAUGGAUUUUAAUCUUCAUAUUCUGUAGUUUGACGAUGCUAAUCCCGGUGAUUUAUGAUUAGUUUCCAAAUCGUGUGUGUGUGUGUGUGUGUGUGUUGUGGAAAUGUGAGAAAAGUUUAUAGCUUUUGCAGGUCUACAGAAUAUGGUAAGAGGUCUAGAUUUUUGUGUCAGAAUGUGCAUCUUAAUGCCUAUCCUCAGUAUAACAUGCGCUUUUGUGAUCGGGUUGUAUUGAGUUUCUCAGUGUAAAAGCCAAAUACUCGUGUAGUUGAAAUCCAUGUUUUAAAAGU